AUGGCCAAAAGUCGACAAAGCAUUCUUUCUUCACCUUACGAUGAUCAACCAAUAGGUCUUCCAUGGCUUUAUUAUGGAAUUGUAAACCACGAGUCACCUCAAACUACACAGCAAAAAAUUCCAAAUGUAGUACUCGACUCUACCGGUCUAUCUGGAUCAUUGCGACUGCCAUUUGUACUUGGUGUUUAUCACCUAAACGGCAGUUUUUUGGGCUAUCAAAACCUUACCACUCAGUUUCAGCUAUGCAGCACAGACUCAUUGACGGCUUCAAAUUGGGACAGAGUGGCAAGAGACUACACCAAUACGUGUUUGCUUAAUCUUUAUAAUUUGGUAUCUCAAAACUACGAUACAUACUUUUAUGAACUUUUUUUAGCGCAGCCAUUAGGCCAGCUUUAUCCUGUUCCCAUUCGAAUUUCAAAUUACAGAACUGUUUCUGGGUUGCAGAUCAAUCGAAAUCCAUCCAUGAUUGAUUGGUCAAACAGCCAAUUAUUCAGACGAUUUUUUUUGAUUGAUACAGCAAGUGGAAUUGUGAAUGGUGCAACUACUAUUGUUCGAUUUCCAUCGUCAAUUUCCAUUACCAUUUUUAAAGCAUCUGAUGUUGGAAAAAUUACGUUACCUAUUGUUGAUAUUACUUAUACAGAGCGUGAGAUAUCAGCUAUUUCUGAAACUGACAAGUCAAUUUUUUCUACCACUCCCAUUUCAUUCUCAGUAGCAUACGUUCAAGACUACUCUGUUAUCAAGCAAGUUCUCAUGUACACAUUUGUCAUUGCGAUUGCAGUGGGAUUGGUUUACGCGUUUUAUACUACUCGUUUGUGGAGCUCUCGCAACUUAGGACCAUACGAUUCGAUUGACAUUCGUUUUAUUUUCCGGCUAUUGGUCAAUGUCUGCGGGGCACUUGGACCAAUUAUGGGCUCAUAUCUAUUUGUUGUAGUUGUGUGCUUCUUCAUAUUUUUCAAGAUUCAGAGCGUUUUAUUUAUAUACAUCCCGUACAAUCCAUCUGAUAUGUCUCUUGUAACUAUGGCGGUUGCAGGAAUCACAGUAGCCGAGUUUGUUUACAUUGCUAAACUGAUGAUUGUACAAUGCACAACCCAUGUGUUUUUCAUUGACUGGGAGCGAAGCAAAGGUUAUGUUGUUGGAUCGGGGAAUGAUGAAACCACGGCCAUGAUUUCCCCGAUACAUCAGCGUGUUCAUGUGGGAUUUACUCUUGUUGCGUUACUGGCUUUGCUUGAAGGACUUGGCUGGCGAUAUCUUGCAACAUCUUAUGCAGGGUUUUCAGAUUUAUCAAUAGAUACACCUAAUCCUUUGCUUUUAGUUGCAGUGGACUCACUAUUAUGGAUGCUCCUUAUUAUCGUACAAGUUGUAUUUCAAGCCAUCUACAGCAGAUUUCAUCGAAACAAGCUUUUACAAUACAUUGACAUUCUUUCAUUAUCGAAUAUCAGUUUGUUUGUGUUUGACUCUCAGUGUCAUGGAUAUUAUGUUCAUGGCCGGUCAGUCCAUUCAUUUGCCGACACCAACAUGGAUGAGCUCAACAAUUUUUUGCGUAAAGAAGAGAACGAUAUGGUACCCCGUCGCGGAUUACACGACACCAAUCAACAGGCAUUUGAGAUUUUUGUUACAAGAACAAUGCGCACGGCAUUUGAUAAAAUCUUUGAUCAAAGUAUUGUUUUACAACAGGAAGCACAGCGAUUAAAUAACAUGGUCAAUCGAUUAACAAUAAACGAUAUUAAAGGGGGGAGUUUUAAGGAUCCAAUCAAACCUGCAGCAGAGCCUCAAAUUAAAGAAUAUCAUCAAGUCAACAGAUUUCUUCGAUCGUUUAUUGAUCAGAAUCUCAAAGAAAUACCAUAUAUUAUUCGGAAAAAAACAUACUUUGAGCAAUUUUUUGCUGCACCAGAUCCAUCAGAGGGAAAUGUGUUUUUUCCUAACGAUUCGGGGUAUUCACGCAUCCUUUUAUAUGGAAUGGAAAUGCAUCUGAUGUUUGCCUAUACAUACCUAUUUGCUUUUGUAGACACACUUACAAAUUCACCUGCAAAGGCUGCCAUUGUUGUGUGGGUUGUACACUUUAUUAUUUGUUCAAUACGACGACAUUUUGGAGAAAUCAACAUGUCCAAAAAGACAUUAUUGGACUGGAAGUUUUUGGUUUAG
Molecule: messenger RNA, 2142 nt
Organism: Batrachochytrium dendrobatidis JAM81
Lineage: Eukaryota; Fungi; Chytridiomycota; Chytridiomycetes; Rhizophydiales
Exons: 14
Coding region: 1-2142 (713 amino acids)
Biological process (GO): cilium assembly
Cellular component (GO): MKS complex; ciliary transition zone
Source: RefSeq, a predicted model, not a curated record